Neomonachus schauinslandi (Hawaiian monk seal) is the source of this 1068-nucleotide messenger RNA. RefSeq names its product MAF bZIP transcription factor A (gene MAFA). Gene Ontology annotation, cellular component: nucleus. Gene Ontology annotation, molecular function: RNA polymerase II cis-regulatory region sequence-specific DNA binding; DNA-binding transcription factor activity, RNA polymerase II-specific. Bases 1 to 1068 code for a protein of 355 amino acids. The record is from RefSeq and is a predicted model, not a curated record. Gene Ontology annotation, biological process: retinal rod cell development; regulation of transcription by RNA polymerase II. Lineage: Eukaryota; Metazoa; Chordata; Mammalia; Carnivora; Phocidae. The transcript has a single exon.
AUGGCCGCGGAGCUGGCGAUGGGCGCCGAGUUGCCCAGCAGCCCGCUGGCCAUCGAAUACGUCAACGACUUCGACCUGAUGAAAUUCGAGGUGAAGAAGGAACCGCCCGAGGCCGAGCGCUUCUGCCACCGCCUGCCGCCCGGCUCGCUGUCCUCGACGCCGCUCAGCACGCCCUGCUCUUCUGUUCCCUCCUCGCCCAGCUUCUGCGCGCCCAGCCCGGGUACUGGCGGCGGCGGCGGCGCGGGGGGCGGCGGCGGCAGCGCGGCGCAGGCCGGGGCCACCCCGGGGCCGACGAGCGGAGGCCCGGGCGCCGUCGGGGGCGCCUCGGGGAAGCCGGCGCUGGAGGAUCUGUACUGGAUGAGCGGCUACCAGCACCACCUCAACCCCGAGGCGCUCAACCUGACGCCCGAGGACGCGGUGGAGGCGCUCAUCGGCAGCGGCCACCACGCCGGGCACCACGGCGCGCACCACCCGGCGGCCGCCGCGGCGUACGAGGCUUUCCGGAGCCAGGGCUUCGGGGGCGGCGGCGGCGCGGACGACAUGGGCGCCGGCCACCAUCACGGCGUGCACCACGCCGCCCACCACCACCACCACCACCACCACCACGCCGGCGCGGGCCACCACGCCGGCGCGGGCCACCACGGCGGCGGCGGCGCGGGCCACCACGUGCGCCUGGAGGAGCGCUUCUCCGACGACCAGCUGGUGUCCAUGUCGGUGCGCGAGCUGAACCGGCAGCUCCGCGGCUUCAGUAAGGAGGAGGUCAUCCGGCUGAAGCAGAAGCGGCGCACGCUCAAAAACCGCGGCUACGCGCAGUCGUGCCGCUUCAAGCGGGUGCAGCAGCGGCACAUUCUGGAAAGCGAGAAGUGCCAGCUCCAGGGCCAGGUGGAGCAGCUGAAGCUGGAGGUGGGGCGCCUGGCCAAGGAGCGGGACCUGUACAAGGAGAAAUACGAGAAGCUGGCGGGCCGGGGUGGCCCCGGGGGCGCGGGCGGGGCCGGGUUCCCGCGGGAGUCCUCGCCGCCGCAGGCCGGGCCCGGCGGGGCCAAGGGCGCACCCGACUUCUUCCUGUGA